Molecule: messenger RNA, 503 nt
Organism: Acanthoscelides obtectus
Lineage: Eukaryota; Metazoa; Arthropoda; Insecta; Coleoptera; Chrysomelidae
Source: the annotation of a GenBank genome assembly
UCACUUAUGUAGAUUAUCUUUUUUGUGAAGUCCGAUAUAUUUAAUGAAGGAUAAAGGAUGCCUAGAGGACCGACAAGAAGAUCCAUAUGGGUACCACUUUAGGGGUUCGAGAAAGAUCAUCAUCACCCAAAAUAUGGCGUCUGGAUCAAAGCACUUUCAAGAAAGUUUAAUGGCUGAUGGAGUUAGGCACCUGAGAUUCAAUGCUGUUCUAAUUCCUGCCCAUUCUGCCUGUGAUCUCACAAAGAGCGUCAGCCACCUGCCGAAUCGGAAGCCAUGCCUUGGUCCUUGAUAUUUUCCAAAAAGGCCGUAAGUGAGCUGCCAAUCUCUUCAGGACCGCGAUUUCAUUGGUAUUUUGUCCAGUCGUCGAAAAAACGUUUACCAUUUAGUUGCUGUGUUGAUAUCAAAUGUAUUCCUAGAUUGUAGCAUACUUGUCGUAAAUAGAAGGCUUUACUUGUAGAAAUUUUCGGCAAGGGAAGCGUUUUUUGUAGUAAAUCAAAUGUGAC